This is a messenger RNA of Botrytis cinerea B05.10, 910 nucleotides long. RefSeq lists its product as hypothetical. The transcript has a single exon. The record is from RefSeq and is a predicted model, not a curated record. NCBI's taxonomy places the organism in Eukaryota, Fungi, Ascomycota, Leotiomycetes, Helotiales, Sclerotiniaceae. Bases 225 to 587 code for a protein of 120 amino acids.
GGAUACUUAGGCUACAAUGGAAUUCCGCAGAAGGAUUGGAUUCCAUGUUUCCGCCCUGGUAGAUGGUACGGUGAGUCAGUGGCCUGUCUUUAUAUAAUAUAUGUAUCAGGGUGCUCCCACCCGAAAGAUUGGUUCAAAGAAAGCUUAAUCACAUGCUUGUCACAUUGAAAUAAUCGCAAGAUACCACAACUUUUUACAUCAAGAGGUGAAUCGUAUUUGUCGCAAUGGGAAACACACAUUCACAUCAUCAUGGCCAUGAGUCGAGACAAGAUUCAACUUCUCGAUGUUCAUACAAACGAAACUCAAGGACCAACUCUGAACAUUCGAACACUUCAACAUCUACCUCAUCCACCUCAUCUCCAUCAAUUUCACGCUCACAAUCCACUCGAUCUCCUUCAUCGCCGCGAAAGUUCUUGGGCCGUCAUUCACUCUCCUUAAACGAUUCCCAUAAAUACCGAGAACAGGCCAUGCAAGAGCCAGAAAUAAGACCUCCGAUUAGGGUUGGAUAUCCUUAUUAUGAGGAAGUUACCAUGUUGGCUGAGAAGAAAGAGAAGAAGCAUAAGAGACAUAGUUUGAGAGGUAGAUGAGAUCGUGGUUAUCUCAAUACUUAUCAGGGGCUGGUUAUCGAAUUUUAUCGCUGGAUUGAUGGGGCUCAGGCGACGGAGAAGGAAAUGCACGCCGAAGUCUAUGAUGUGAGAGAGGAGUAUUUUUGAUAUUUGGGAAACGGGAGUACAACGAGAUGGGAAUUCACGGGACAGAUGGUUUGGAACAUCGGACGAUAUAUUGAUACCCAACUCAUGUGUGCAUUUAUUUGGCGUUCAAUAUAUCGAUAGGGCGCAUGACAGAGGCCUGGAAUAUGGCAUUAUAUUCAUUUGUACAAACUUGAAACUUAAAUAAAUUCAAACAGUCA